This is a messenger RNA of Neodiprion virginianus, 867 nucleotides long. Its product is annotated as golgin subfamily A member 6-like protein 1. The transcript is spliced from 5 exons. The record is from RefSeq and is a predicted model, not a curated record. NCBI's taxonomy places the organism in Eukaryota, Metazoa, Arthropoda, Insecta, Hymenoptera, Diprionidae. Bases 142 to 867 code for a protein of 241 amino acids.
AUCCGUAGACUUUCGAACGGCCGUUAAUUCUGAAACGCCUUCCAGAAUGUGCCGAUAAAAAAUACCGUAACGACCAUCCUGAGAGAAGGGGCGCGCAUAUCGAGCAGAGAAGUUAAAGAAGUGGAAAAAUUGAAGGAGCUGAUGAAGGGUUCGUUCAACCCGUCGGAGGUGCAGAGACUGGAAGAAGAUGUGAGGCGGUGGGAGAAGGAAGAGAGCUUGCGAAAAAUCGAGGAAAAACACCUGGCGGGUCUGAUCAGUUACGAAGAAUCGCUUCUGGCGAAGCAGCAGCUCGCCGAUGAGGCCAAAGCACAAGGGGACAAAGUUCGUUCGGAAAGGGAAAGGCUCAACGCAAAGUUGGAAAAGUACCGUACAGAGGAGAUGGAGAAGCUGAGACGAACCGUGGAAAGGUGUCACGAAGCCGAGCAGAUGGCAAAGAACGCGUACACGUCUAUGGUGGACGAAAAACGUCAGAAAGCUGCGGAAGUGGCGGAGGAGUCGCGGAGGAUAAAGGUUUGUCUGAUCGAACAGAAGGAGGAAGAACUACGGAGGAAACUUCAGGUGAUCCAGGAAAUUAAAACACUUCAGUCUUUGCAAGGUCAGCGUGCCAAGGAGUUCGACCAGGCGGAAACCGGCAGACUAGGACUGAUGUGUGAAAUGUCUUUAGCCGAGCUGAAAGAACGGCUUUAUCUCGCCAAGGAUAAAUGGCGGGAUGAAUUGAUCUCCCGAAGGGAGGCGAUCAAGGAACGUCGUCAGAAGCAAAAAGAUCAUGUCGAUUGUGUCCAAAAGAUGAUCAACGAGCACCGAGGCUCCAAGUCUGUAUACAUUUCAUUCCGCGACGUAAAGAAGGUUCGUUGUCAGAAUCUCUGA